CCGUGUCUGGGCUAACGCGAUAGCCGGGACAGGGCAACUCUCCGGCCGCCCGCGUCUUCGGCUCGGCUCGAUCCAUCCAGCCCGACUCGGCGCUGUCGUCACCUUCUCCUCCUCUCCUUGCGCGCCGCCGCCGUCACCCGGCUGCCUUCCUCGCCACGGACGCCGGCGAGCUCCUAGUACCGACAACACUUGUGGAUCUCCUUCGCGGUUGCAGGCCAGCGGCGGCGGCAUGGGCAGGAAGAGGAGCGGCGGCGAGGGCCCCUCGACGGCGGGCAGGGUUACGAACCAGGCCGUGUCGCUCCGCGAGGAGAGCUCCGGGAGGACGCGCGUUGACGAGGCCUCCCUGAUGAGAGUCAAGCACCUGCAGCGGCUGGCCGCGUGGGCGGGCGCGGAGGCCGGAGUGGGCCCGAUCGGUGCCCUGCUGGGGCGCCGCCUCGCAGCGAACGCCGAGGCCGCCGGGGUACCCCUCGGCGCAGCCACUUUCCUUUGCCAGAGGUGUGAGACAGUUUUAAAGCCAGGCUUUAACUGCACCAUCCGCAUCAAGAAAAAGAGAAAUAAAACAAAGCGACGGAAGAAAUCAAACCGUUGUCAGAAUAAUGUUGCGUAUGCAUGCCAUUUCUGCGGAGAUCAAAACCUAAUAUUGGGUAGUGGGAAGGGUGUAGUUAAGAGCUUGUUAUCGUCAAGAGAGCUAGCUAGCAUGGACUCGGCACGCAGAAUUUCGGGAGGAAACAAUAGCAAAACAAGAACACAAGAUAUGAAAGAAGUGCUUGAGCAUUCUCAAGCAGCUAUUUUGCAAAUAGAUUCGUCAUCCAGGUCGAGGCAGUCAAUUUCUGAAAGUGAUGAACAAGGGGAAAGGUUAAAACGUAAUAUUCCUAGAGAUUGUAAAACAGAGGAAGGAGUGACCUUGUCAGCAGUGAGGUCUGGUCACUUAGCAGCGUCGACUUUUGAAGAGGAUAGCAUACAGAAAUUAGCAUUAGAAAAUACAAAUGAUGAACACAUUCAUGAAACUGAGCCUAUUUGUUCUAAAAAGGUUAAAAUAUGUGAAGCCAAUGUUAGUCCGCCAUCAGAAUUUAUGGUUGGAUCGAAAUUUGUUACGCCUCAGAAGAACAAACUGAUGGAUUCAGCGGAACCAUUCAAGACCAGAAGCACGGGCAACAAGAAAGGAGAGAUUUCUGGCUCAGUUACUGGCAACAACCUUACAAGCUCUAGCAAAUCUGCACCAAUAGACUCUUGGAAGAAUAUUAAAUCCGCAACAAGUGAUUCUGCUCAGGUGUCUGGUAGCUCAAGGAAGCGGACAAGAAAAGGGUGGACUACGCUAAAACAGAUAGCUGAAAAGGAUGAACUCGAGAGGAAAGAGAAGAUGGGUAGCUUUGUAAUCCCAUUCUUCAUGUCAUAAGAGAUGUUACAGUUUGCCCUCAAUGUGAACGUUUUAUCAUUGGUGUAUCAUUUGAGAAUUACAUUUGUAGUUUUGGCAGUAAGCUGAUCUAUUAAAUUUUGUACUAUCAGUCAUGUGGAUCCAGCCAAGAAAUAUGAAGUUACCCAGAUACUAGAUCCA
Messenger RNA from Phragmites australis (common reed), 1555 nucleotides. RefSeq lists its product as uncharacterized. The transcript has 2 exons. Bases 230 to 1396 code for a protein of 388 amino acids. NCBI's taxonomy places the organism in Eukaryota, Viridiplantae, Streptophyta, Magnoliopsida, Poales, Poaceae. Gene Ontology annotation, biological process: RNA processing. The record is from RefSeq and is a predicted model, not a curated record.